Perkinsus marinus ATCC 50983 is the source of this 1484-nucleotide messenger RNA. Its product is annotated as cathepsin L, putative. NCBI's taxonomy places the organism in Eukaryota, Perkinsozoa, Perkinsida, Perkinsidae. The record is from RefSeq and is a predicted model, not a curated record. Gene Ontology annotation, molecular function: cysteine-type endopeptidase activity. The transcript has 10 exons. Gene Ontology annotation, cellular component: lysosome. Bases 1 to 1050 code for a protein of 349 amino acids.
AUGGCUCAAGCUAUCGCUGGAGGAUCGGAUCGUAAUGGCCAACUCAAGAAUAUCGACCAGGCAUUCCACGACUUCAUGACACGAUACAAUAAGAAGUAUAAGACGGAUGAGCAGUACCAGGUUGCAAAGGCUGCUUUUGCAGGAAACAUGAGGGAGAUAGAGGAAUUGAGAGCGAACGACGAUAUAACCCAUGAAGUCGGUCUGAACGAGUAUGCAGAUCUGCCACCUGAAGUAUUCGAUACAGAGUUCCAGUGUGCAGGAGAUCCACAAUCCAAAAGAAACUUGCGAUCAGUCAAUGCGACUUACUUACAAGAUCUCAUCAUGGAUCCUCCUCCGUCGAUUGAUUGGGAAGCCGCUGGCGCUUUAGCUCCAGUCCGGGAUUCAAAGAAUUGCGGUGCCUGCUACGCCAUAGUGGCUUCCAUCGUCAUGGAGAGUCGUUUCAAGAUACACACCGGAAUUACUGAAGUGGUCCCAUUCUCAGUUCAACAGAUAGUUGACUGUAGUAGAUCCUUCGGAAAUAAGGGAUGCGAUGGAGGCUCAGCCGGGAGGUCAUAUCUGUAUGCGGAGAAAUAUGGCAUUGUGCGAGACAGAAGCUAUCCCUAUAUGGGUAAGGCCGGCAAGUGUAAGAAGAUCACUAAGGAUACCAAGGAGCAGUGUCUCAAGCCUGCUGAUAUUAUUUCCACCCCGACCAUACCGGCAGCCAACGAGGCUCUAGUGAUGCAAGCUUUGACUACCGGGCCCGUGCCGGCUAAAGUGUAUGCUCAGGCCCCGUCGUUCAAACAUUACGCGGGAGGGAUUAUCACAGUCAAGAGCUGCGGAGUCGCUCCCGCAAGUCAUACCGUAACUAUCGUGGGUUACAACACUUCCUCGAAUGGAGUUCGGUAUUGGAAGAUUCUCAACGGCUGGGGAAAAAAUUGGGGACUGAAAGGUUUUGCUUACAUCGAACGAACCGGCAACGAACCAGGUCCAUGUAAUUUCCUCUCCGAAGACGAGUUCUUCCCAACGUUCGGCCCCACCAUUAAUAGCUCUUCUUGUGCUGCAAGUCGUUGAAGCGGAGCGUCGAACCAAGUGCUCGCGUAUGAUGCGACUCAUCAUCGUGCCACCUCUAUGCUACUCUAUCCAACCCUUGUUUCGUUGUAGCACUAUGGAAUCCAUAUUAUGGAUUUCACUAUUUUUUCCAUACCGUAUUCUUCAUCGUAUGAGUCCCAUAUCAUCCAAUAGUAUAGUGCUGUGUCCUUUCCGAUCUUUUUCCGAAGACAUUCUGAGGAGAGGUUCAAUCUGGUAUUCGUCUCGAGGUGAGGUUCAACCUGAUUGAGGUGUAACUGUGCGCCUCAAAUCGAUUGUUGUGGCGUGCAACCCAUAGAUGUUUGAGUGCUCUAUGAUUUCCAGUGCUUUGGGUCGCAGCCAAGAUUCAUGUUAUGUUGUUAAAACCUUUGCGCCAACUAGCAUUUUGUUGAGACUCACCAAUCAAUCUUCUAUUUGCG